Guyanagaster necrorhizus is the source of this 2371-nucleotide messenger RNA. RefSeq lists its product as uncharacterized. Gene Ontology annotation, cellular component: cyclin-dependent protein kinase holoenzyme complex; nucleus. Gene Ontology annotation, biological process: regulation of cyclin-dependent protein serine/threonine kinase activity. Gene Ontology annotation, molecular function: protein kinase binding; cyclin-dependent protein serine/threonine kinase regulator activity. The record is from RefSeq and is a predicted model, not a curated record. Bases 103 to 2340 code for a protein of 745 amino acids. NCBI's taxonomy places the organism in Eukaryota, Fungi, Basidiomycota, Agaricomycetes, Agaricales, Physalacriaceae. The transcript is spliced from 3 exons.
GCUCCUUCAGUCGGAAGAGCGACCGUGGAUCCGGUUAUCGACAUCACUGCUGACUCUGUUGUGCCUGUAGUGGUCGAUAUCUCUGGUUCUUUUCAGCUGCAGAUGCCAGUUCCAGUUCCAGUUCACUCAAAGCAGCCUGCGCAUCCCGUUAUCAAGAAGUAUCACAUCGACGACGGCCAUUCCAAUCCCUUUUUCACUCUAACUUGCUCUCUCCCCGUGGCCCCCACGGGCCCACCUCCCUCCUUUGGCACCCGCGAGCAGUGGAUCAACUCGCUGCCAUCGUGGAGGAGGACAAAGCCUCGCAGGAUUUGGGAGGAGGACUCUCGUCUUGUAGGCCGUUGUGCAGAGCAGGAUUUUUCUCAAGGGUUAGCUGUCGCGGCCAACGCGUCUGUUAUUAAAGGAGCGCACGCUGAAGCGUGCAUUCCGCCCCUGUUCAAUUUUAUUCAGUCUCCAGCCCUACACACUUCUUCCACCGACGGUGACGCCGACGACGAAAUGAGCUCAGAGGGUUCUACCGUCAGCCAAUGCCAUUCUGGCAGCCAGUGGGGUGACGGCUCGCCUUCUGCACGUAGCAAGAUGAAUGACCCCCCGGCUUCGUAUGAGAGAGGCGCAUUUUCACCCAUCUUCGAGGAACCGUCUCCCGAAGAUAAUAGCGGCUCAAGUCCUAUUGGGCCUGCUACUCCAUUUGCAGACUUCGUCGACCGCGCUGUCGCAGCAGAUGGUUACGACGGUGAAUAUGGUGUUCCUGCCAUUUCCACCGACGACAUACCCUACGGCAUCAACAAGUGCGAUUAUGAUUAUUAUCAGCCGCUGCCGUCCGUCGUUGAAGAACCUAAAGAGCCAGUCCUAGCUCCCGAGGUCGUAACUCCAUCAGCAUCUGUUGGAUACAAAAAGCUGGCCGAGCCUUUAUCCGAAUGGAUUGCAAAUUAUGUCUGGAAGACUUGUACUACUGAGAGCGCCUUCCCUUUCCGUGGAACACCACCUACAUUUUCGAGGCAGUAUUCAAGGGCACCUCCUGAAUAUCUUGCUUCGCUUAUUCAUUCUUUGCUGUUGUCCACUCUUCUGCAGCCUUCCGCUAUCUUCCUAGCUCUCUGGUACAUCGUUCGCCUACCGGUCUCUUUCGGAACGAUUCUUAUCAGCAAUGAAGAUGUCAAAGAGCUUCGAUUUAGAGCGGCUCUUCUCGGCACAGAUCACGGGCAUAAUCAAGAGAUGAUGGAAGCUAGUGCGCCCUUCCGUCUUGCGGUUUUGGGGUGCAUGCUCGCCAAUAAAUGGCUUGAUGAUCACACCUUUUCGAACAAGACUUGGCAUACAAUUUCCAAUGUACCCAUCCAUGCGCUGAAUCAUCUUGAGUUCCUUGCCUUAGACAUCUUUGGAUACGACUUAUCGAUUACCAAUGAACAUUGGUCACAAUGGCUUUCGCAUGUGAUGUCGUACCAUUUGUCAUUAUCGUCAUCUCAUCCUCAGCCCAUAUCCCGUCCUUCGGCCAAUCCACAUUCCAUUAUUCGCAAGGCCAUCGAUGGGAUCAUCCAGGCACCGGCUGUCUGCAACUUCGAUCCCUCCCAUCCUCAGCCUGUAUUCAUGGGACUGGAGGAACGUCGGAGAGAAAAACUAGAGAGGGAGCAUGCCAUGGCAGUCGAGCUCGCCGAGUUCGACAUCGAUGAAGGUGGUCCUCUCCGUGAGGAAUAUAUACCCAAACGACGAAUCAGCGGAGCUAGUUCUACCUAUAGCACUGGCUCCAGGGAGAAUGAUUCUCACGUUUCAUCCGGCUGGGAUAGGCGUAAUGUUCAAUCUGUCAAAGGACUGCCUCCUCCUGCCAAAUGGAGUCCUGCGGCAGACGAGCCCAUCUUGAGGGACAGGAACCGCGGUGGUGCGCAGUAUAUCGCAGUGCAACCGCCUCGGUUGAAUGCCGUUCCCUAUCAUUUGAUACCCGCGUACCCCCAGUGCCACGAAGUGGGAUACCAGGGACAUCAUUGGCCUAUGGGCGGUGCCUAUGUACAGCCCCCUCCGAUGCCUCUGGCCUACGCCUAUGACAUGGCAACUCUUCGCCCUACCGCCGUUCCUGUUUAUAGCCACCAGCAGCUUGUUCUGCCAAUUCCAAUAUCGCAUUCUCGUUCGCAUUCGCAACCAUAUCAAGACAUUACAGAUAGUCAUAAUCAUCUGCGCUCAUCCUCUCAAUCUCAGUUCCAAUACCGCUGUAGUGACAUCCGUAUGACUGCAAACGAAGGUUCAUCUCCUCCCGUGGUGGAUGGACAAUGGGGUAUGCAUGAUCAGGCGCAUCCCGCAUCUACGUUUGCUCCUCAUAACAGUGUCAGUUACCAAUCUGUGUGGCUCAGGACUUGAGCACGUCGCCCUCGUUUUCUCGGUUUUCAGG